AUGGUUCAGGCACCGCUCAAGAAGAAGAAAUCUGGCGCCGGCGGCGCCCAUACGGCACGGAAGAACAAGCCCCAGAAACCCAUCGCAGUUGAGAAGAACCGCAAGCUGGCGCACAUGCUGCGGAACAAAAAGAAAGCUGUUGGGGUGACUCAGAUUGAGGAGUCUCUGUCGGGUAUCGCCAGGAGCAACAUGGAGGAAGUGAAGAUGUUGGGUGGCGGUGAUAGUUCGAACGCCAAGAAAUCUCGCCCGAAGAAGGUUUGA
Messenger RNA from Besnoitia besnoiti, 261 nucleotides. RefSeq lists its product as uncharacterized. The coding region runs from base 1 to 261 and encodes 86 amino acids. NCBI's taxonomy places the organism in Eukaryota, Apicomplexa, Conoidasida, Eucoccidiorida, Sarcocystidae. The transcript is spliced from 2 exons. The record is from RefSeq and is a predicted model, not a curated record.